GGUAGAAAGCAGUUUAAUGCAAAAACAAAACACCCCCAUAGUUACCGUGUGCAACAAACGUCUGUGCAGGAUCUCAGUUAAUAGUCGCCGUAACUACUUGAGUGUUUACAGUCUCUGUUCCAGCUCAUACCGCCCCCAGGAAUCUCCCCAGAAUCACCUACGCAGAAUGGGCGUCCCUAGCCCCACGCCGCUGAGUUCGCUGCUGCUGCUGCUGCUAAUACUUGGAGCCAGGUGCUACGCCCGGCAGGUGCACGUCCCCAAGGGGCCUCUUUACCGUGUGGCUGGCACCGCUGUCUCUAUCUCCUGCAAUGUGAGUGACUAUGAGGGCCCUUCCCAGCAAGACUUCGAGUGGUUCAUGUACAGACCCGAGGCCCCAGCUACGUCACUAGGCAUCAUCAGCACCAAGGACAGCCAGUUCUCCUAUGCUGUCUUUGGGCCUCGAGUGGCAUCUGGUGACCUGCAGGUGCAGCGCCUGAAGGGGGACUCCGUGGUGCUCAAGAUUGCUCGCCUGCAGGCCCAGGACUCUGGCUUUUAUGAGUGCUACACCCCCUCUACGGAUACUCAGUACCUGGGCAACUACAGUGCCAAGGUGGAGCUGAGAGUUCUUCCAGAUGAGCUGCAGGUAUCUGCUGCCCCUCCAGGGCCCCGAGGACGCCAGGUGGCAACCUCCCCGUCACGCCUCACAGUACAUGAGGGGCAAGAGCUGGCGCUGGGCUGCCUGGCUCAGACCAAAACGAAGAAACACACACACCUGUCGGUGUCUUUUGGGAGAGCCAUUCCUGAGGCGCCAGUGGGGCGAGCCACCCUACAGGAAGUAGUGGGACUGCGCUCUGACAUGGCUGUGGAGGCCGGAGCUCCCUAUGCUGAGAGGCUGGUUGCCGGGGAGCUUCGGCUGAGCAAGGAAGGGACUGAUCGGUACCGCAUGGUGGUUGGGGGUGCCCAGGCUGGAGACUCCGGCACCUACCACUGCACUGCCGCUGAGUGGAUUCAAGAUCCUGAUGGCUCCUGGGUUCAGGUCGCAGAGAAGAGGGCAGUCCUGGCUCAUGUGGAUGUGCAGACACUGUCCAGCCAGCUAGCAGUGACAGUGGGACCUGGUGAACGGCGGAUUGGCCCAGGGGAACCCUUGGAACUGCUGUGUAAUGUGUCGGGGGCAUUGCCCCCAGCAGGCCGUCAUGCUGCAUACUCUGUGGGCUGGGAGAUGGCCCCUGCAGGGGCUCCAGGGCCUGGACGCCUGGUGGCCCAGCUGGACACAGAAGGUAUAGGCAGCCUGGGCCCUGGCUAUGAAGACAGGCACAUUGCCAUGGAGAAAGUAGCAUCCAGAACCUACCGACUACGGCUGGAGGCUGCCAGGCCCGCUGACGCGGGCACCUACCGCUGCCUCGCCAAAGCCUACGUUCGAGGCUCUGGGACCCGGCUUCGUGAAGCAGCCAGUGCUCGUUCCCGGCCUCUCCCGGUGCAUGUGAGAGAAGAAGGCGUGGUGCUAGAGGCCGUGGCGUGGCUAGCAGGGGGCACUGUGUACCGGGGAGAGACCGCCUCCCUGCUGUGUAACAUCUCUGUGCGGGGCGGCCCCCCGGGGCUGCGACUAGCAGCCAGCUGGUGGGUGGAGAGACCAGAGGAGGGCGAACUGAGCUCUGGUCCUGCUCAGCUUGUGGGUGGAGUGGGUCAGGACGGUGUGGCAGAGCUGGGAGUCCGGCCUGGAGGGAGUCCUGUCAGUGUGGAGCUGGUGGGACCCAGAAGUCAUCGGCUGAGACUGCACAGCUUGGGGCCCGAGGACGAAGGCAUAUACCACUGUGCGCCCAGCGCCUGGGUGCAGCACGCUGACUAUAGCUGGUACCAGGCAGGCAGUGCGCGCUCCGGGCCCGUCACGGUCUACCCCUACACGCAUGCUCUGGAUACCCUGUUUGUGCCCUUGUUGGUGGGUACAGGAGUCGCCCUAGUUACGGGAGCCAGCAUCCUCGCUACCAUCACCUGCUGUUUUAUGAAGAGGCUGAGGAAGCGGUGAUCUGUAGCACCCCAGAUAAGGGACGGAGGCCCAGAGAAUAUGUCUUGCUGAGAGUCCUAGAAGUAACCAGUGAACCUCGGCAUUGGUGUUAGAAAACAGGUCUCCUGUCUGUGCCCUGGACAGUGGGGCCCUGAGUGGUGGCGGCAUCUCGGUGACUUCCAGGAGCAGCUUCAAUGUCUCCAUUCCAGUGUUUUGUAUGUGGGUACCAAACACCCCACCCCUCUUGUCUCGACUCCAUGUUUUUCCCCCGAAUUCAAACCCUGCUUGCUCCCUGUGCUCAGGUUCAAUAUGUGUACGUGGGACGGACCUCAUCGCUGAGAGUGACCCAGCUGGCCCUGAAACCUGGGUCCAUUGCUGGACGGAAGGGGAGGGGCAACAGACAGCUUUGAGUCCUCUCUGAGUGGACCCAUGCUGAGAUGGGGACUGGGAGGGAGGCGCAGGGCCCCGUUGGAUGCCGGCUUCUUAGCCUGGGACAGAGCAGCAGACUUUUAUUCAAGGGCAGGGAUGGGUGUAGCCAGGGGUCCAAGGUUCGAACCAGUCCCAUCAGAGGACAUGUUCACUUGGGCUACACUUGGUUCCAGGGGGCCAGUCUCAGGUCCCUUGCCAUGCCUUGCCGUUGCUCUCACCUCACCAUCCCAGGAUGACUGAGACAAGACCAGUGACUGAGACAAGAUGCAGUGGAGAGGGGAUGUGAGUGUCUCCAGUGUGCCCUGUCCUGGGAGGACAGGUGGCAGACAGCAGACAACUGUAAAUAUAGGUUCCAUUUUCUCACCCAGUCAGUCUUGCCUUGUGAGUCUUAUAAGAGAGCCAGUCCUUUGUGGUAAAGCCCAUUCAGCUGCAGCUCCCUACUGCCUCCUCAGGAGUCCUUCUCUGUCUCUGUUGCCUUCUCGGGUGCUACUGGCCAGUUAUCAGUGAUGUUUCCGUUCUUGGACCCAAAGUUAAGCUCUUUAAGCCUGGGCCUGGGUCCUCGCUCCCCAACAUUCCCCUUCUUGUUUCUCUGUUCCUUAAGGGUCCUGGGCUUCUUUUCAGCGCCUUCCAGCUUCUCCUCUGCUUAGAUGCCUCAUCCAAGUGUAGCGCCCAGACAGACAGUGUCACCAUGAUCUGGGAACCUGCUAGGUCUGGGAACUAGCUAGACGUGCAGAUUUUUGGUUUCCGUCCCAGACCUAUUGAGUCAGAAUGCUGGGAGCAGGACCGGUAAUCUGUGUUUUAACAAGCCCAUCCCGCUGAGUAAAGCUUUGUAACUGCUGGCUCCCACCAUUCCCCCCUGCCUUACUCAAUCCUUAGCUUCCUGGUUGCUAAUGCCCUCCCUCACUUGUGGCUAUAACCGCUUGUGUGGGCUCCCAUUGUGAGCCCCACGUCCUUCAGUUGCUGUGGGUAUUUCUGACCUCCACCUGUGCUGUGCUCCAGUGUUAGGAACAGGUCUUUGAAUAUCACACCUGACACUUAGUCACUGUUCUGAAUGAGCCCCUGCCACUGUGCCCCAAGGAUAAACUACUUUCCCCAGGGAUUUGGGUUCCCUCAUAAAACCCCUUAUUAAGUCUCUCCCAUGGCCUUUUUUUUUUCCGGAGCUGGGGACCGAACCCAGGGCCUUGCGCUCGCUAGGCAAGCCGCUGAGCUAAAUCCCCAACCCCUCCCAUGGCCUUUCUUUUCCUUCGGAAUCUCUCUCUGCCUUCUUGCUUCUCCGGCAGUACCUGCAAGGUUUCAUUCCUCUCUCUCGAAAAAUAGUUGUCCUUGGGUCUCCUCAGGUCCCUCUCCAGGGCCCCUGCUCCGGGUUUACCUCCACCGCUUGUUUGCCUGUAACCUGAGGAUUAAGGCCAUUGGCACCUUUCUGACCCAUCGGUAUGGGACAGUGAAGGUGGGGAGGGCACCCACAUCUGUGCCCACCUCCACCCAGUGCUUUCUUCUCUGUGGCCACUUUGUCUAGUUGGGCAGGCAUGCCACACAUAGGGAGGCCAGUUGGGGGGUGGUGAGUGGGGACUGCAGUCUACCUGACAAUCUGCUCCCUAAGCCAUGGACCCUGGUUCAAGGCUACCCAUGCCUGGAAGAAAAGGGUGCCUGUAGAUUUUGCACAAAGGAGUGCUGCACCGGCCGUUCACCAACUGUCAAUCCACCCAAGCUAUCCAUUGACUGUCUCUUUCUGCCCACCUUCCCAUUCAACCCCCAUAAGCCCAUCCUUCUGUCUAUCCAUCCACCCAUGAACAGAUGUCAAAGUCAAACACAGACAGACCGAUAUGAUCUCUCUCCACCCCCACCCUCUAUUUUCCUCAAACCAGGACCUUGGGCCUUCCCCACUGGAUCCUGGACUCAGUGGGCCUCUCCCAACGUUAACCAUUCCUUGGGACACUGCCUGCCUCCUCUACUUCCAUCUCCAUUCUGCAGCC
This is a messenger RNA of Rattus norvegicus (Norway rat), 4383 nucleotides long. NCBI's taxonomy places the organism in Eukaryota, Metazoa, Chordata, Mammalia, Rodentia, Muridae. The record is from RefSeq and is a predicted model, not a curated record.